Messenger RNA from Symbiodinium pilosum, 366 nucleotides. The record is from the annotation of a GenBank genome assembly. NCBI's taxonomy places the organism in Eukaryota, Dinophyceae, Suessiales, Symbiodiniaceae.
AUGGUCCUUUCUGUGCGACUUGGAGAGCUUUCUCCUACCUGGGGCCGCACUGUAGGCUUCCAUGGAUUCGAAAGCCCCCGCAGCGCGGCUGGGGACACUGCUGAGGUUUUCUCGCCCAGCCGCGGGUGGGUGCGCUCGGAAUGUUGGGAGGCUCUGCAGCAGCAAGUUCGGGCAGCACAGGUGUCACAGUCCUUCGUCUUCUCGCACAGGCGACUGGACGGUGCUGGGGCCGCGGCGCUCGGCAGAUACCUGCAGGAGGACUGCUCGGCUCGGUUUGUGGACAUAUCCUUCCUGAAGCGCUGGCCGAAGGUGUCCGAGGCAGCAGCUAAAGCGCUCUGUGAAGGAGCUGCGCCGGCUCUUCAUUAA